GCGGUGGGGGGGGGAGGAGGAGGGGGACAGGACAGAGGAGGGUAACGGCCCAGGCAACACCUCCCCGGUGGCGUCUCUCUCUCUCUCUCUCUCUCACUAUAGCCCCCCUCCCCCACACACACGGUAUCGAGUGAUGUCUGACGGUACCGGGAGGCGGCGGUAACGGUUUAGACUCGUUAAAUAUUGGGACAAACCCUCCCCUUCUCUCCCCCCCAACACACACACACACUCUCUCCCUCCUCAUCUUUCCCUCACAAACAUGGCGCUGAAGAUCGUCAAAGGCAGCAUCGACCGAAUGUUCGACAAGAACCUGCAGGACCUGGUCCGCGGCAUCAGGAACCACAAGGAGGAUGAGGCCAAAUACAUUUCCCAGGGCAUUGAUGAAAUCAAACAAGAACUCAAACAGGAUAAUAUUGCAGUCAAGGCAAAUGCUGUCAUUAAACUUGCAUACCUGCAAAUGCUGGGAUACGAUAUCAGCUGGGCUGCUUUCAACAUCAUUGAAGUGAUGAGUUCUUCAAAGUUUACAUUCAAGAGAAUUGGAUACCUGGCUGCGUCUCAAUGUUUUUAUGAAGGAACCGAUGUUAUCAUGUUGACAACCAACCAGAUUAGAAAGGACCUCAGCAGCCCCAAUCAGUACGAUACUGGAGUCGCUUUGACCGGCUUGUCCUGUUUUGUUACCCCAGAUCUUGCCAGGGAUUUGGCAAAUGACAUCAUGACCCUGAUGUCGCACACCAAGCCUUAUAUCAGGAAGAAAGCUGUGCUUAUUAUGUACAAGGUGUUCCUCAAAUAUCCAGAAUCCCUACGGCCUGCAUUCCCACGCCUUAAAGAAAAGCUGGAGGACCCAGAUGCUGGUGUUCAGUCUGCUGCUGUGAACGUUAUCUGUGAGCUCGCUCGACGCAAUCCGAAGAAUUACCUUUCCCUCGCUCCCUUGUUUUUCAAGCUGAUGACUUCAUCGACCAAUAACUGGGUCCUCAUUAAGAUAAUCAAACUAUUUGGAGCCCUUACUCCACUUGAACCACGAUUGGGAAAGAAACUCAUUGAACCACUGACAAAUUUAAUACAUAGCACCUCGGCGAUGUCCCUUUUGUAUGAAUGUGUGAACACAGUUAUAGCAGUUCUCAUCUCCUUAUCCUCGGGAAUGCCGAACCACAGUGCCAGCAUUCAGCUUUGUGUGCAGAAAUUGCGAAUUCUGAUUGAAGAUUCUGACCAAAACUUGAAGUACCUGGGUCUGCUGGCAAUGUCGAAGAUUUUGAAAACACACCCCAAGUCUGUGCAGUCCCACAAGGAUCUUAUUUUACAGUGCUUGGACGACAAGGAUGAAUCAAUCCGACUACGAGCAUUAGACCUUCUCUACGGGAUGGUUUCAAAGAAGAACCUGAUGGAAAUCGUAAAGAAACUGAUGAUUCACGUAGAUAAAGCCGAAGGUACAACAUACAGAGACGAGCUGCUGACAAAAAUCAUUGAUAUUUGCAGCCAGUCCAACUAUCAGUACAUCACCAAUUUUGAAUGGUAUAUAAGCAUCCUGGUGGAACUGACUCGUCUGGAAGGAACACGACACGGUCACCUCAUCGCAGCACAAAUGUUAGACGUAGCCAUCAGAGUCAAAGCUAUCCGAAUGUUCGCCGUCUCCCAGAUGGCUAUGCUGUUGGACAACGCUCACCUGCUUGCUGGCAACAUGCAGAGGAACGGGAUCUGUGAAGUUCUCUACGGUGCAGCUUGGAUCUGCGGUGAAUUCUCAGAACAUCUUCAAGAGCCCAAUCAAACGUUGGAAGCUAUGAUGAUGCCUAAAGUCACCACGUUACCAGGGCACAUCCAGGCGGUCUAUGUACAGAAUGCUGCCAAGCUAUAUGCAUCAGUAUUGCAACAGAAGGAGCAAGCAGAGGACCAGGAAGGUGCUCAGGAAAUAACCCAGAUGAUGAUCGACAAGCUCCCACAAUUUGUUCAGAAUGCAGACCUUGAAGUUCAGGAACGGGCAUCCUGUAUUCUGCAGCUGAUAAAAUAUGUUCAGAAACUUCAAGCGAAAGGUAUCCCUGUGGCAGAGGAAGUUACUGCUCUGUUUUCUGGAGAACUUAACCCAGUAGCACCCAAAGCACAGAAGAAAGUCCCACUGCCAGAUGGGUUGGAUCUCGACGUCUGGAUCAACAGACCACCUGCAGAAAUCUCUUCUGAUGAUGAAAAGCCUAAGAAAACAAUAUUUCACGAUGAGGAACACAGACACGUGAAACCCAGACAGCCAGAGAUGGAUGAAGAUGAGCUUGCUCGGCGUCGGGAAGUAAGGAAACAGGAGCAGGCAAAUAACCCGUUCUAUAUAAAGAGUUCUCCAUCACCUCAAAAGAGUUAUCAAGAUGCUAGUGGUGUGGAGCACAUACCUGUGGUACAAAUCGACCUCUCUGUACCAUUGCGUGUACCAGGAAUGCCUUUGUCAGAUCAGUAUCUUAAACUGGAAGAAGAACGCCAGCAGAAGAUCGACCGAGAGAAGAGGAAGAAGAAACAGAAGAAGGACAAGAAGGGCAAACGCCGCCAUGAUUCGCAUCACACAGAAAGCGAUGAGGACAUUGCUCCUGUCCAUCACGUGGACAUUAUCACAGAAGAAAUGCCCGAGAAUGCCUUGCCCAGCGAUGAUGAUGAUAAAGAUCCAAAUGAUCCCUACAAGGCCCUCGACAUUGAUUUGGAUAAUCUAAAUCCCAUGAAACAAGGAAGGCCGUUGGCAGAUAAUGAAAAACUGCCCGUCAGGACACACAGAGUAGCCGAGAAGACGAGCCCCGAAUUAGAAACUCCCCCGGCAGAAGAGAAAAGCAAAAAGCCUUCCAAGAAGUCAAAGAAAGAGAAAGAAAGAGACAAAAAGGAUAAAGGAAAAAAGAAAAGUAAAGAGAAAGUUAGUAAAAAACAUAAGACGUCUUACGAGAAUGCAGGUGAUGCCCCCAAAGAAGACCAUGUUAUGCCUGUAUCCAAAGAGGAAGAGAAUGAAAAGGCUUCAACAGAGGCGUCUGAUCUGGACUUCUGGCUUUCUAAAGCUCCUACACAAAGCCAAUCGCAGACAGAGCCAGUUGUAAAUGAAACGGUUUCUGAACCAGAAGAGAGAAAAGCAAAAGAACAAGAAGAUAAGGAAGAAGAUGCGAAAUCCUCAAAGCAUAAGAAGAAAAAGCACAAGAAGGAUAAGUCAAAAGAAGAAAAGAAAUCGAAGAAAAAGAAACACCACAGUGGCGGAGAGACCGAGGAAUCUGUACCGAACGGUAACCUGGAUGAUGAGCCCCUGCCGCCAAUGUCCAACUACUAUCUUCUUGCAGAAAAUUCUUUCAUUAAAAUGACGUAUGAUGUCCAAGGAAACCUUCAGGAUGGAAGUCAAGUGAUCGUAUCAAUUAUUUUUGAAAACCAAAGCAGUGGCUAUCUCAAAUCAAUGGAGUUUAAUGUUUUGGACUCGCUCAACACUAAACUGGUCCGACCAGAAGGUUCCUCUGCACACGAUGGUGUACUGGUUCCCUUUCAGCUCCCACCAGAGGUUUCAAAUGAAGCUCGGUUUGUCUUUGCUGUCGAGAGCAUCAUCAUGCCUCAGAAACUGAAAGGAACACUGACGUUUAUAGUAAAAACAGAAGAUGGAUCUUCUCACGAAAAGCUUGACUUCAAGCUGCACUUCACUUGCACUUCAUACAUGAUCACCACACCUUGUUACAGUGACGCGUUUGCUAAACUGCUAGAAUCCGGUGAGCUGAAGAUGAGUUCAAUAAAAGUGGACGGCUUAACCGUUUCCUUCCAGCUCCUUCUGGCAAAGAUUUGCUUUCAUCACCAUUUCUCAGUUGUGGAGCGAAUCGACUCCUGUGCAUCAAUGUAUAGCCGUUCUAUCCAAGGUCAUCAUAUGUGUCUUCUGGUGAAAAUGGGUGACUGCUCAGUGUCUGUGGAUGGCAAAUGCAGUGAUGCUACCCUUCUGGGAAAUCUACUUGAUGAACUGAAGCAGACGUUGACUGAAAAGUGCUGAGGCCGUCUCAGAACCCGCAGUUGUAAAUGGCACUAGAGCUCUGUGUUAUGUUUUCCCCUGAAAGCAUGAACUGCGUACACACAAAGGCAUGUGCAUUAUUUAUCUUCACAGUCGUUUGCAGUUAGAAACCCUGAUUGCGUGUUAGGUUUUUUUUUCUCUCUCUCUCCUCUGAUCUUGGCCUCUACUCUGCAUUACUUUUCACCGAUUCUGUCAUUAAUGCAGCUGUCUGUAUUACGCUGGUAACAAAGAGCCCUGUGAGCGAGAGCAUUUAACUAUCCAGACUCCUAGGGUGUGCUGAACUGGUUUUGUGUGUUUCAAAUGGUCCUGCAUUCCUGAAGAGUUGAACUGUAGUGAUGCUGUGCAAGCAGCCGUGAAUCCAAAAGUAGUCCACCCGUUCGUGUCCGAGACUGAUCAUUUACUUUGAACACGUCUUAAUUAAUGUUUAUUCCCUCCGAAUCGUGGUGUUUGGGUUUUUGUUUUGUUUUGUUUUUUCAACGGGCCGAAGGGUCAGAUUAGCAUGUAGAAUUCUCUUGUGGAAUCCUGUGUGUUGAUUCUAGAUUUUUGGACAAUGUGUUAUAAAAUAAUUUACUAUCAACAUUCCCUCUCUCUCUCUCUCUCUCACAAAAAAAAACAUGACAAGCUGCUGUAUCUUUUGUGUCGAGAUAAAUCAAUAAAAUUGUAAAACUUGAAAUGACUCCCAA
Molecule: messenger RNA, 4674 nt
Organism: Callorhinchus milii (elephant shark)
Lineage: Eukaryota; Metazoa; Chordata; Chondrichthyes; Chimaeriformes; Callorhinchidae
Gene: ap3d1
Product: adaptor related protein complex 3 subunit delta 1
Exons: 34
Coding region: 260-3973 (1237 amino acids)
Biological process (GO): protein targeting to vacuole; synaptic vesicle membrane organization; synaptic vesicle budding from endosome
Cellular component (GO): endosome membrane; presynaptic endosome; membrane coat
Source: RefSeq, a predicted model, not a curated record